Messenger RNA from Drosophila gunungcola (fruit fly), 1495 nucleotides. RefSeq names its product transmembrane reductase CYB561D2. Gene Ontology annotation, molecular function: transmembrane monodehydroascorbate reductase activity. Bases 301 to 1110 code for a protein of 269 amino acids. NCBI's taxonomy places the organism in Eukaryota, Metazoa, Arthropoda, Insecta, Diptera, Drosophilidae. The record is from RefSeq and is a predicted model, not a curated record. The transcript is spliced from 3 exons.
AGUCGCCCCAUAAACAUUCACGCAGAUGGUUUAACUAACUACUAACAAAGUUCAAUGGGCGUAUCGGUCGCACAUUAAACACUUUUAAUUGCUAUCGUAGAUGGAGCACACGCCCGGUUUUGCCCAAUAGUACUAGUACGUCAAUAAAAAGUUUGUGCCAAUUAGUCUGUGAAUAUUGGCAAGCAGUAUUAUCAGUCGACAAUUGUAUAAAUGUUAACACGAAAAUAACAUUAUUUCAAAGUACUGAUAAAAGCCGCCAGGCGCAAAAAAAAAAAAAAAAAAGAAAAAAGGGAAACUGCAAUGUCCGAGAAUCAGCAGCCAGUGGUUAGUCGUACCCAGCCAGUCGUCGACUACGGCAGCACAUUCCGGACGGAUUCGCAGCGCCGACCCACAUUUAUUCCGAUCGAAUCUCCGCGACGUUAUUCAAAAAUGGCCCACAGUUCGCUGUCUGGCCAUGAGGCCCAGAAUCGCCUACAGAGAUUGGAGUACUUUCUAAAUGUUGUGAACCAGAUGUGCAUUGGAUUUAUCACCAUCUAUAUAUCAUAUUUGACCCUGCGAACUGGAUUAUCCGGCACUGGACUGCACGCCUGGCUGGUAACCAUUGGGUUCUCAUUCUUUAUGGCCGAAGGAGUUAUGGUUCACUACGGUGGAAAUGUCUUGACCAACGGAUAUAAACGCCAAACGAAGACCACAAUACAUUGGGUACUUCUCACACUGGGGGGCGGUUGUGGGGCCUCUGGAGCCCUUAUCAAAAUGAUUCAGAAGGGGUUUCUGCUCCAUUCGACACAUGGGAAGCUGGGGAUGACCGCUUUUAUACUAUGCAUUCUGGCCAUGUCCUCCGGCUUGGCUGCACUUUUCUCCGCUCGUGUGAAGAAGCUGAUUACACCAUUAUUGAACAAGACAUUUCACAACUUGCUUGGAUUUGCUUGUUUUGUGAUCGCACUGGUGACCCAGUAUUAUGGCUACCAGACGGGAUACUUUAAGAGCCGCAGUGAAUCAGACUUCCAAAUCCUGAUGAAGUGCCUCACACUCAUAUCUCUGGUCCUUUCAAGCUACGGACCCAUGAAGGCACUCUAUCAAAAGUUCAAAAAUAUAUCCCAACAGUUUUAAGUAGGAGAAUCAGACUUAGCUUUUCGAAUGUAAAUAGAAAAAUAUAUUUUAAAUUUGUUAAUAUCUUAGAAUCUUUUGGUUUUCAUUCGAUUUUUUCUCUGACCUGUCUAACAAUUUGUAGCUAUUCUUAUCGGUCAGUCAGUUGGGAGUACAUUUAAUUUAUGGACCCCAUAAACAUGAGUAAAUACUUUGUCAAUGCACCAUUAGUGACUGGGAAAUGCCGGUGUAGUAUCUAGCGGUUUGACAUUCACACUGUCACCGUCUGAAAGUCCCCUUACAAAAAAAAAACCCCCAUUUGAUUGACGGUUGAUAAAGGCUGAUUAUGUCAAAUACAGUAUUGUGAAUACGCUCCGUCAUUUGAUUAUAGCCUAUCUUCAAGCUGUUU